AUGGCGCGCUUCGCGCACCAGGGAGGGGGUGUCCAGCGCGGAUCCCCGGAGAUCCGUGCGGAGCGCCAGAAGUUUGCGGUCAUGGCAUGUCUUCUUCGUCUGUGCCGGGUGUACAUAGGGUCCUCGGCGACGGCACCGAGCCUUUCUCGCGGGGGCGCAAAAAUAGUUAUCCACGCCUCGGGCCUCGCGUCUUUGGCCAGAUCGAAGAAGACUGUGUUUUGGUCUUGCUGGUGGCUUCGCUCAAUUUUUGGCACGGCGUCGCGGGGUUGUGGUUGGUACCUCCUCCUGACGCCACGGCCGCGACAGUCCACCGCAGCCAGUCCUGAAGGUGCGCCAGAGCCGCCGGAGUGCGGGCUGGCACCUCUGCCUGACGCCACGGCCUUGCGAGUCCACCGCAGCUGGUUCUGA
Prorocentrum cordatum is the source of this 408-nucleotide messenger RNA. NCBI's taxonomy places the organism in Eukaryota, Dinophyceae, Prorocentrales, Prorocentraceae. The record is from the annotation of a GenBank genome assembly.